AUGACGUCACGAACCCGGAAGAAGCGUUCCGACCGUGCGCGCGUGACGCGGGGAGGAAGCGGGCAGUUUCUUCCGGGAUGCCCCGGAAGCAGCAUAGAGCACUUCCUGCCCGGCGCAGAGCGGCGGCCGGAAGGGACCGCUCAUUGUUGGCACUGGAGAACUCGCGAGGAGGCCGCGAGCGGCGCCCCCGCGGCGGCAAAGAUGCCCGACCGGGACGGCUACAGCAACAGCGGCGGCGAUGAGGCGGGUGCCGACGCUGAUGAUAUCUGCCGCGAUUUCCUGCGCAACGUCUGCAAGCGGGGGAAGCGCUGCCGCUUCCGGCACCCCGACAUCAGCGAGGUGACCAACCUGGGCGUGCGCAAGAACGAAUUCAUCUUCUGCCACGACUUCCAGAACAAGGAAUGCGUGCGCCUCAACUGCCGCUUCAUCCACGGCACCAAGGAGGAUGAGGACUGCUACAAGAAGACAGGCGAGCUGCCCCCACGCCUGCGGCAGAAGGUGGCGGCGGGACUCGGCCUCUCGCCCGCCGACCUGCCCAACAGCAAGGAGGAGGUGCCCAUCUGCAGGGACUUCUUGAAGGGUGACUGUCAGCGCGGUGCCAAGUGUAAGUUCCAGCACCUGCAGCGGGACUACGAGUACGAGGCGCGGGGCAUGGCCUCCCGGGAGCCGGGAAUGGUGGCCGCCGUGCGCCGCUACGACCCCUAUGAUGCCAUAUAUGACGGCGACCGCUAUGAUGACCACGAGCCCCUGCUGAAGCGGCGGCGGGUGGACGGGCUGUCCUUUGAGACCUACGAGUACAGCUUCGCCAACCCGCGGACAGUGGAGUACCGGCUGCUGGAAGAGGAGAACAUCAUGCUGCGGAAGCGUGUGGAGGACCUCAAGAAGCAGGUGAACAACCUGAUGGCGACCAACGAGGUGCUCUUGGAGCAGAACGCCCAGUUCCGCAACCAGGCCAAGGUGAUGACGCUGAGCUCCACGGCCACGGCCACCGAGCAGACUCUGGCCCCCACCGUGGGCACCGUCACCAAUUACAACCACAGCAUCGCGCAGACCCACACCACGCUCAGCAGCCAGGCUUUGCAGCCCCGGCCCGUCUCCCAGCAGGAUUUGGUGGCGCCUGCCGGCGCCCAGGCGGCACCCCCGGCCAACGCCGCUCCCCCCAUGAACCCCGAAAUCACCCCUCUCUCGGCCGCCUUGGCACAGACCAUUGCCCAGGGCAUGGCUCCCCCGGUCUCUAUGGCCCCGGUGGCCGUUUCGGUGGCUCCGGUGGCCGUGUCGAUGGCGCAGCCGCUGGGAGGCAUCACCAUGAGCCACGCCACCACCCCGAUGGUGACGUACCCCAUUGCCUCGCAGAGCAUGCGGAUAACGGCCAUGCCGCACUGACGGCCCCCCGCCCCUGCCCACACCUUUGCCUCCGACUUCGGGGGCUGAGUGAUGCAGAACUGAGGAACCCUCAGGAGCCCUCGGGACCUUCGCAUCCUGGCUGGGGAUGGAGGAAGGCGCUUCUCCUGGCCUCGAGCCGUGUGGCGGUGGGUUCAGGGAUGAGGGAUGAAUGGUGUGGGGGCGGCCGGUGCCUCCGCCCUCUCUGCAGCCCCUGGCAUGGGACAGGGAAAACUCUGGGACAGAAGGACAAGCUGCAGGAACUUUUUCUGGCUCAAUCUUGGGGCUGUGCCCGGAGGGGGGCGGGGGGGGGCAGCACCAGGACCCUCAGCGCAGCUCCCCCCCCUCCGCGUUCCGUGUAACGUUUUCAGCCAUUAAACGCAAUGACUCCA
Messenger RNA from Lagopus leucura (white-tailed ptarmigan), 1772 nucleotides. RefSeq names its product zinc finger CCCH-type containing 10 (gene ZC3H10). Lineage: Eukaryota; Metazoa; Chordata; Aves; Galliformes; Phasianidae. The record is from RefSeq and is a predicted model, not a curated record. Gene Ontology annotation, molecular function: metal ion binding. The transcript is spliced from 2 exons. Bases 1 to 1383 code for a protein of 460 amino acids.